CCUCCCCCUCACUUCCCCGGAGUCAUCGGAGAGUUCAGUCCUGUCUCUGGCUCCGUACUAGAAAUAUACUACAGGAAUGAUGAUUACUUGAGAGAGGAGCAGGACGGAUACCUAGGAUGGAGGAGGAUGAAACAGAUCCGACCGCAUCCACGGUCCUUCAGAUCAAGUUCGUGGCCUACUCCGUUGUCGCGUACAUCAUAGUUGGAGUUGGGUUGGUCGGAAACCUGCUGAACCUUGUAGUAUUAACCCGACCCAACCUGAAGGGUGUGAUGUAUGUAUACCUGCUAGGGCUGGCCGUAUCCAACCUAUGCGUUCUACUCUCAGCGGUUCCAGCACUCUUUGAUAUCUCUGUAGGGUUGGAGGACGGAUACUACUCCACUGCCUUCUACCAGGCGCAUCUUAAGCUGCCGUUGAUUAAUUCCUUCAUGGCCAGCUCGGUUUAUAUCAUCAUCUGUAUGACAGUAAACCGAUAUAUCUCCAUCUAUAAACCAACCCAGUUCCAGAGGAUUCACACACACAAGAACGCUAGAAUCUCAAUCUUCUCUUCAUUCCUCGGAGGAAUCCUGGUUCAUGUCCCGCUCUGCUUCCAGAACACUGUGCGUCCCGUCUGCUCUGAUAUGAACGAGAACACUACGAUCUCCAGUAACUCUACCUGCACCUGGAGAUCAGAUGAGAACUUCGAGGUUACAGAGAACAUAAUCUUCAAGGUAUACUUGGUUACAAGUGAGAUCAUUCUUAGGAUCGGACCAAUCAUUGCGCUCGCAAUACUCAACGCUCUCAUCAUUCAUAAGUUUCUCAAGAUUGCGAAGAAGCGUCAAGUAUUAAAGGGAGGAUACCAAAAACCUGAGAUGUCUCAUCAUAUCUCCUCGGCUCCAUCCUCUCCUCAACCAUCCAGAAACACUAGUAGCACCACACAGACCAGUUCAGCUAGCUCUGCUCCUAGCUGCUCCAGUGGACCUAGGCUAGUAGUACCUGGAGCUAACCCUAGUAGAUCUCCGUCUCCUGAACCUAGCUCCUGUACUCCAGAUUGUACUCCAGCUACAACUCCACAGAAGAGAACUGUAAGACGGAAACCUAAGUCUCUUCACAAUGCCGAGGAACGAAUGCUGGUGGUGGUUCUCAUCUCCAUCGUGGUUCUUUUCGUCUGCUGUACAACCCCCGCAGCUGUUCUAUCCGUUCUUUUCACGGAGAAGUUUGAUAAACAUCUUGGGUUUCAAAUCUUCAGAGCCGUUGCCAACAUUUUGGAACUUCUUAAUUUUGCUCUCAACUUUUAUAUUUAUUGUCUGUGCAGCGCAGAGAUAAGGAGAGCAUUCGUCUCAGUGUUUCGAGAUAUUCUAGGACUCUUUUCUUUUAAAUGCUGCUCCAAGAAAGCUACUAUAACAGUAAACAUUGAGCACGUUUAGUUUAUCUCCAA
Messenger RNA from Eurytemora carolleeae, 1414 nucleotides. Its product is annotated as probable G-protein coupled receptor B0563.6. Gene Ontology annotation, cellular component: membrane. The transcript has 2 exons. Bases 117 to 1403 code for a protein of 428 amino acids. The record is from RefSeq and is a predicted model, not a curated record. Gene Ontology annotation, biological process: G protein-coupled receptor signaling pathway. NCBI's taxonomy places the organism in Eukaryota, Metazoa, Arthropoda, Copepoda, Calanoida, Temoridae. Gene Ontology annotation, molecular function: G protein-coupled receptor activity.